AUCAGCUCUCAUAAAUGCAAGAUGAAAACUCAAAGCAAAUGCGUCCAAUUUAUCUCAUUGAUUUUGAUAGUUUUACUUGAACUGUCAGUAUCGGAUGCAUAUUCUUGCACACAAUGUAAAGUAGAGGAAUGUCCUCCAGUUGUACUAUCAGCUGAUUGUCAAUUGGUGCCUGGUGUCUUGUGUGACACAUGCUGCAAACAUUGCGCUAGAAAGCAUGGAUCAGAAUGUUCAUCACAGACUGUCAAAUGUGAACAUCCACUUGAUUGUGUGAACGAGAAAGGUCGAAUCAUAAACGAUAUACGCUGGUUCAUGUGGGGAUUCAAAGGUACCUGCAAAGACCUUAGGAGAGAGAGGAAACAAGUGGAUGAAUAUGGGCGAACAUGGGUUGCAUCCAUGGUGGAUGAAAAUGCUCUGAAAACAGCUCCUUCUUUCCCCGAGUACCACUACCCAGAGUAACCAUCUAAUAUUAUGUUAAAGGCCCCAUCUUAAGUUUAAACCACUAUUCUCCGACUUUGCAUGGGGCCUUUAAUCAUCAUGCAUAUAUAACACAUAUAAAAUGCAAAUGUGUUUAAUAUCACUCAUUAGUCGAAUUUUAUUGUAGAAUCUUGAAAAAUGUUCAAUCAAUAAAACAA
Owenia fusiformis is the source of this 632-nucleotide messenger RNA. The record is from the annotation of a GenBank genome assembly. NCBI's taxonomy places the organism in Eukaryota, Metazoa, Annelida, Polychaeta, Sabellida, Oweniidae.